AUGACCACCGUGUCCUCUCCAGGGAAGGUCCUCGUCGCGGGAGGUUAUCUUGUCCUCGACCCCGCGUAUUCUGGUGUCGUCGUCUCCACCAGUUCCAGAUUCUACACGACUGUGAGAAACAUCGAUGAGGCCGAGCUCCUUGCACGAGCCCACGCUGCCCGCCCGAUUGAGAUCCGCGUCCGCUCCCCUCAGUUUCUCGAUGCAACAUGGUCCUAUAUCGUCACCUUCGAUUUUGAUGGCGUGCGCAUAGAUCAGGCUGCAUUCAACCCAUCCAGGAACAAGUUCGUUCAUCUCGCGCUGCAGCGAACCCUUUCGCUAGCCCUCGAGGUCCUCAGCGCGGGAGCGCUGCAAAACAGCCUCUCCUAUGGCAUCGACAUCACCAUUGUCGGGGACAAUGAUUUUUACUCCCAGCGAGCACAGCUAGCCGCCUGCAACCUUCCCCCUACGCUCCGGUCCCUGGCACAGCUACCGCCCUUCAGCCGCACCGGCGUGCGCCUCUCCGACGUUCACAAGACCGGGCUUGGUUCGUCCGCUGCGCUCAUCACAUCGCUCGUCGCGAGUCUGCUCGUCCACUUGAACGUGAUCCCGCGUCGCGCCUUCGCCCCCACAGAGGGCGACACCGAAUGCGCGCAGACUGGACGCCGCCUCGCGCACAACCUCUCGCAGUACAUUCACUGUCUUGCGCAGGGCAAGGUCGGCAGCGGGUUCGACGUAUCCGCCGCAGUCUUCGGCAGUCAGAUAUACACGCGCUUUGACCCUGCCGUGCUGCAGCCUCUCAUGAGCGACGAUGUGCCGCUAAAUCAACCGCUCGCCGAGGUCAUCAGCCCCGCGAACUCGGCAUGGAAUUAUCGCGUGGAGCCGUUCAGGCUACCGCCACAGACGCGGAUGAUGCUCGCAGAUGUCGAUGCCGGGAGCGAUACGCCGUCGCUCGUCGGCAAGGUGCUCAAGUGGUGCAAGGAGGACAGCGCACGAGCGGGCGCAUUGUGGGAUGCGCUCGAUAAGCUGAAUCAGUCGCUCGCGCAGACGUUUGUGCGCAUAACGCAGUUGCAUGAUAGCGAUCCGGCUGCAUAUACGACGGCCGUCAAAUAUCUGUCGACACUGCAGUCUCUGCAGUGGCUCGCGAACCCAAUGAUUACCGAGGAUGACCAGAAGUUCAUCGAUGAAUUCUCGAAGGCGCACACGAUAUCGCUCGAGAUUCGCGAAAAGAUGCGUGAAAUGGGGACACUAUCGGGCGUACCGAUCGAGCCGUCAGAGCAGACUGAGUUACUUGAUGCAUGUAUCGGCUUGGCUGGCAUCAUCGGAGGAGGCGUUCCUGGAGCGGGGGGCUACGACGCGAUCUGGCUGCUCGUGCUCGACCCGGAAAAUUGUCCGCCGGCGGAGCUUCCAUCCGGCCGCGUUGAGCGCGCCUGGGCAAAAUGGGCCAAGCUCGACGUUUCCCCACUCUCCGCGACUGAGAGCAUCGCGAUGGGCGUGCGCCUAGAGGACGCGGCCGCAGUCCCUGGUUUGCAGGAGCUAGUAGAAGCGCCCUGGUGA
Molecule: messenger RNA, 1533 nt
Organism: Sparassis crispa
Lineage: Eukaryota; Fungi; Basidiomycota; Agaricomycetes; Polyporales; Sparassidaceae
Product: Probable phosphomevalonate
Exons: 8
Coding region: 1-1533 (510 amino acids)
Biological process (GO): isopentenyl diphosphate biosynthetic process, mevalonate pathway; ergosterol biosynthetic process
Cellular component (GO): peroxisome
Molecular function (GO): ATP binding; phosphomevalonate kinase activity
Source: RefSeq, a predicted model, not a curated record